Molecule: messenger RNA, 1231 nt
Organism: Geodia barretti
Lineage: Eukaryota; Metazoa; Porifera; Demospongiae; Tetractinellida; Geodiidae
Source: the annotation of a GenBank genome assembly
GCAUGCGCAUUUGUUUGAUGGCCGGGUUUAGGUUCAACUUUGUCCUUGAUGAAGAAAGUGACGCUAACGUCGCUCCACUUUCUACCAGAGCCCGGGGUCCUCAGCAGAGUAGCAGCAGCAGCAGCUUCAAACUCUCAGAGCUGGAGGUCGUCGUAGAGACCUUUCAUCAACAGCUCCUCACAUUCAUCUCUCCUUCGUACCACUCUGUGGUACUCCAGCGAAAUACCUUCUCUCCCCUCUCUCACCCAUCCCUCUCUCUUCCUCUCCCCAAGACGUUGCAGUAUGUAACCUCUGACACACUACAGUCACUCUUAGAUGGAGGCAAAUCUUCUGGGCAUGAUUCAAAUUUGAAAUCUGGCACGGAGGAAUCGGUACUCUGCAGACUUGGUUCUGAACUGGGACCUCUGCUGGGCUCCACCGAUUUUCUGCACUCUGACCUCAUUCCAGCCGUGUACGAGGGCGGAAUGAAGGUAUGGGAAUGUGCGUACGACCUGGUGGACUACCUGGCCAGUGGGGAUUCCCCUCCUCUGUCAAGACGUCGCGUUCUGGAACUGGGAUGUGGGAUUGGGUUACCAGGCAUAUUUUCCCUGCUGACUGGAGCCGAGGUGGUUCAUUUCCAUGAUUACAAUAGAGAGGUCCUGAGCUGCCUCACUAUUCCUAGCGCUCUGGCAAGUUUUGUUUCCGGCCGACCAGAAUUGAAAUCGGGACAAACCGGUCAAACCGGUAUUCUGGACCAGUUAGCAGACAAGACAAAGUUUUAUUACGGGGAUUGGGCCGAUUUUGUGACAAGUCACUGUGAAUCGGGGGAAUCCCCCUAUGACAUCAUUUUGACAUCGGAGACGAUAUACUCUCCCUCAUCGCAGCCGAAACUGCUCCAGGCACUCAAUAAACUGACCAAUCAGAGCACUGGACUGGUUGUCAUGGCAGCCAAGGUCCAUUAUUUCGGAAUUGGGGGGAGUGUCGCAAUGUUCAGUGAUCUGGUGGCUAGUGACGGCCAUUUUGAGUUGUCAGUCGUCAAAAAUAUCAAAGACACUGUUCCGCGAGUUAUUCUCCUACUAAAGCCAAGAAACUUGUAAUCAUUAAUAUUUUUCUAUAAGGUAGAUAUUCUCAGCCAAUAUUUCGGUUAGUAGUUAUAGUUUGCACUGCACUCUCCAGCUAUAUUCAAGGCUUUCACCUUGGUUUGUUGGCCUGUCUUUCCCCCCACUUUCUUGCUAAAAGUGUAUGAGAAACA